AUGCCUCAUAAAGGUGAGUCCGCUUCUUUCUUCUUGCUUCAUUUUAAUUGCAAUAUUCAGGCAGGUCGCCCCUUUCCUCCCUCCUUCCUUCCUCCCUCUGGCCGGUCCCCUCCCCCACUGCUACGCCGGGAGAGUUGGGCCGGAGAAGUUUCCACGCAGGAGCCCAAACUUUCUACUUCCAGCGAAAGCCCGCGUCGGAGGGCGACAGCCGGCGAGCGGGAGCGGCGCAGGGCUAGGGGCAGGCAGCCGGCUCAGCCCCAGCGCCAGCGCCAGCACGGGCUAGGCUCGCUGGAAGAACCGAGGCUCCGGGCGCAGCAGCAGCCGCGGCUGCCGACCCCAGCGUCGCCAAAUGCCCCCGGCCGGCGGCAGAGGACGAAGAGGCUCUGCGGUGCCCCAGGCCCGGGAUCGGCUUCGGAGACCGGGCGCCGCCGGCUGCUUUGUCCAGCCGAGGGCCCAGCGAGCGCGCACAGAGCGAGCGUGUGCAGGGAGCGCCGAAGAGCCAGCUCGCAGCGCUGCCGCCCGCCCGCCCUCCGGCUUUGUGCGGCGCUCCACUCGGGCACAGAAGAGUCCGCGGGCACUCGAGCGCCGAGGGGCACCGCGCCCGCCGCCAGCCGGAGCAGUCUUUCGGCGAGGCAGCCACACUCUGGAGGCAGAGAGAAAGAGCGAGUGAGCGUGAACCGAGAAGGAAGCCACCAGGCCAAGGCGGUCGAACGCGCGCUCCGAGGGAGCUCAGAGCCGAGAGGCAGGAUUGUCAGCUUCCAUCAAGCCCCCGGGCUCUUGCCCCCAACUUGAGCGCAGAGCUCGGAACUUGAAAACUCUCUGCUCCCCAGGCUUCCCCAACCAUCGCCCUGGCCCAGCGAAAGCUGGGGCUUCCCUAUCCUCCAGCUCCCAGGCUCGGGGGAAGACUUUAACUAGGGGCGCGCAGAUGUGUGAGACCUUUUAUUGUAAGAGUGGACAGACUUCCCAGAUUUCAG
Molecule: messenger RNA, 974 nt
Organism: Felis catus (domestic cat)
Lineage: Eukaryota; Metazoa; Chordata; Mammalia; Carnivora; Felidae
Product: serine/arginine repetitive matrix protein 2-like
Exons: 2
Coding region: 1-792 (263 amino acids)
Source: RefSeq, a predicted model, not a curated record